AUUGGGGUACUUUAACGCUGUUGCCGCUGGUUGCUUUUCAUGUAUGCGGGUUUAAGCGACCCCAAUAACGUGAUAUUAAGCCUCUAAAAUGCGAAUUUUAGCAGGGGAACCAAACCAAAAACGUCUAUUUUACCCAACCGGAGUGCGAUUUUUACCGGGGCAUCCCUCGAAACGCGAUUGGGCUAGUUUUGAGUAGUAAUUGGGCGGGUUUUAUUGUGAAAACCUGGCAACCCUUGCUAAUACGCUGAUGUUUGGAUACAGGAAGCUUGUAGUAGACAGCGAGGCCGGACCGAGGCAAGAUGGCUUGCAGUGACAUGGAGAAGCUCAGCCUCGAUGUGGAUCCCUACUGUGAUAGCGACCUCUCGGGUUGUGCAGCAGCCAUGGAGAAAGAAAGGGAGUCCUAUCUGAGUCCGACAGAGAACCCCUCCACCAUCAGUGUCUCUGCUAGCAUCCCUCCAGACCAGCAAGGCUAUGACGUGGAGUUUGACCCUCCGCUAGAGAGCAAGUACGAGUGCCCUAUCUGUCUGAUGGGUCUCCGCUCCGCAGUACAGACCCCAUGUGGACAUCGAUUCUGCAACUCAUGCAUCAAGAAGUCUAUCAGGGACACAGGGCAAAAAUGUCCAGUUGACAAUGAGGUGCUGCUUGAGGAACAGCUCUUCCCUGAUAACUUUGCCAAACGAGAGAUCCUCUCACUUACUGUCCGAUGUCCUAAUGUAGGAUGCAGUGAUAAAAUGGAGUUGCGCCAACUGGAGAAACACUUGUCUCAUUGUAAGUUUGCCACAGUGCCAUGCCCUCAGUGUCUGGAGUCUGUUCGUAAGAGCCAUCUGGAUGAACACAAGAGCCAGCAGUGUUUACAGCGGCUCAUGACCUGCCCUGCCUGUGCAGGGAGCUUUGUGUAUGCUAAUAAACAGAUUCAUGAACAGAUUUGUCCUUUCGCCAAUACAGUGUGUGAAUAUUGCGAAAUGGAGCUUAUUCGGGAUCAGUUGGCAUUGCACUGUGACACAGACUGUCUUAAAGCUCCUGUAGCCUGUACUUUCAGCACUUUUGGUUGUCGUGAAAAGAUGCCAAGAAAUGAACUGGCCCAGCACAUGCAGGAAUUUACACAGAUGCACAUGCGUUACAUGGCUGAGUUCCUGCGCAGCCAGUCACUCAGUAGCUGCCCAGUGCCGUCAAUUGCCGCCCACUCUUCAUCAGACGAACGUGGAGCAACUGCCCGAGCGCCAGAGUCAUGCCAGUGUAAACCAGAGCUGAUGAAUCUGCGGGAGACAGUCUUGGAGCUGGAGGGUCGGCUGGUUCGUCAAGAUCAACAGAUCCGGGAGCUGUGCAUCCACAAUGAGACACAAAAAAACCAGGUCACAGAGCUACGCCGAAAGCUGAGCUCACUGGAGGAGGCCACCCGAGAGCUGGAAGCCCAGCAGUAUCAAGGUGUCUACGUAUGGCGUUUGGAGAACUUCUCACUUCACCUGCGCAACCAAGAGGCUGGUCAACCCAUAGUCCUCCACAGCCCACCUUUCUACACGGGCCGGCCAGGGUACAAACUCUGCCUACGACUGCAUCUGCAAACUCCCAAUGCCCCACGCUGUUCCAAUUACAUCUCACUUUUCGUGCACACUAUGCAGGGUGAGUUUGACAGCCAGCUCUCCUGGCCCUUGCAGGGCACGAUCCGACUGGCAGUGUUGGACCAGGUCGAGGGGGAGCAUCAUGUGGAAGUGAUGGAGACCAAGCCGGACUUGCAGGCAUUCCAGAGGCCCACUGUCCUGCGCAACCCCAAAGGUUUCGGGUACGUCACUUUCCUGCACCUACAGGUGUUGCAGCAGCGUGGGUUUGUGAAAGACGACGUGCUGUUGGUGCGCUGCGAGGUGACACCACGAUUUGAUGCUAGCCUCAGGAGGGAAGGGGUCCAACCUCGGGGGUCAGAACCUUCACUUUGAGUUCCUACAAUGCUCUUGUACUCAUAAGUUCUCAUAGACACUUUGCUGAAACAAGGAAGAUGUGCCAAACCAUGGACUUUAUUAGACUCGUCAUGGUACACCAGAUUUCGUAAUGAUAUUUUUACACAGUUGCAUAACUCUUGUGUCUGUUGUGAAGUGUUUUAUAUACAAAUGUUUCUCAAAAGCGUUUCUAAUAAUUGCAAUCAACAGACAAACCUACGUUUGAUUAGUAUCAGAAAUUCACUGAAUGUCCUGUCAACCAAGCUAAAGGGUGUAAAACUAUUAUUUUAAUGGUGCUGCUUGUUAGCUUCCACAAAUUAUUUUCAUUGUACUACAUCCAACUAAUUGUGCUGCCUUUUCUGCCAACUCAAUAGUAGAAAAAAAAAAAAAAUACAUUUUUUUUUUUCAUACAUUUAGAUUUUUUUUGUUCAUAAAAUAUGUGCUUAAUUUUCAUUGAUCUGAUAAGACCUGACAAUUUAAAGCAUCAUUAAUACAGUGCAGCACUGUUUACUUUGAUAAUACUGAAUGUUGUGCAUUGUUCAUUUAACAACUUAAUGUCUUAAGGUGCAGUUACAUUAGCAAAGUGUCAGUGAAAAACUGUUAGCGAUGCAUGAAGUGUAGCUCACAAAGAAGUCCCUUUCAAAGCAGGCAACUCUCUGUUGGUUCAUGGAGUGAAUCUGCAUAAUCAGUUUGAACUCUUUGUGAAAGCUGCCUGGGGAAAUCUUUUGCCCUCUCGCGAAACUCCCAAUCACUUGGAUUUGUAUAGAAAUGACUGAAUUUUAACCAUGAAAAUUACUGAUGGACUAAUAUAUGCAAAUUAAUCUGAUAAUUGUAUUGACACUGGUAAUCUUGACUAUCCUUUUUUUUCCCUUUUUUUUCCUUUUUUUCAUAUAAUGUUCAUUUCAUCACAAUAUACAGUGCCCAAAUGAGUUGAUAUUUGUCUUGUAGAUUUACAUGGUUUCUGUCUUUCCAUGCUUUCAUAACAUGGCAGAUUUCAGAGGUGUGUUUUAGUGAGAUCUCGGGGCUUGCAAAAUUGCUAACCCGGACGUCCAGUCGGGCAAUCUUAAAUGCAGGUCUUAAAGUUAGUUGCAUCAAAUUUAAUGGUGUUUUUAUGUGAAUGUCUCUGAAGGGAACUGACUGUCUUUAGAAAAGUUUUGAUGGUAUUAUCUUUUCACCUUACUUGCAAUGCCAGAUAAAGCAGCGUUUAUGAGUGCAGUGCCUGGAAAAACAGCUCUAUUUCUACCGUUUCAAAGAGACAAGGGUAGCUGCAGGUUGGAGUAAUAGGCCUGGCCCUAACCUAAUUAGAAAGGCCUUUAUCCACCCACUGCUCCAUCCUGCAGUAAUCCCUACUUGGUUUCAAAAGCCCCACCUAGUGGCAGAAAAUAAAGUAAAAAAGAAUCUCAGUAA
Messenger RNA from Cyprinus carpio (common carp), 3338 nucleotides. Its product is annotated as TNF receptor-associated factor 6. Gene Ontology annotation, molecular function: ubiquitin protein ligase activity; zinc ion binding; tumor necrosis factor receptor binding. Gene Ontology annotation, cellular component: plasma membrane signaling receptor complex. Lineage: Eukaryota; Metazoa; Chordata; Actinopteri; Cypriniformes; Cyprinidae. Gene Ontology annotation, biological process: protein K63-linked ubiquitination; regulation of canonical NF-kappaB signal transduction; positive regulation of JNK cascade. The record is from RefSeq and is a predicted model, not a curated record.